Molecule: messenger RNA, 1648 nt
Organism: Megalopta genalis
Lineage: Eukaryota; Metazoa; Arthropoda; Insecta; Hymenoptera; Halictidae
Product: Type III alcohol dehydrogenase
Cellular component (GO): mitochondrion
Molecular function (GO): metal ion binding; alcohol dehydrogenase (NAD+) activity
Source: RefSeq, a predicted model, not a curated record
UCUCAUCAACAUGCGUGUAUAACAAGACAAGAGUGUACGACUAGUCAGUGUAGAAGGGAGCACCAGAUAUCAACGACGUGUUAUCACGUACAUUCUGGCCGCCGAUUUUUCUCCAAAAUUGACCGACCUGUUUGAUUCCUUGCAUUUCCUAGUAUCAAACAAUGUAUCCCCGAAGACGCGUGGUGGAACUGUUGCAGGUCAUCUCCUCCCAAUCAUGUAGGUGUCCAGCUCAUGCACAGGUAGAGGGCAUGACCCGGCACGAUCUAGCAAAAGCUCGCAGCACGGCUGCACAUUCUGCACCACAGAAGGAAUAUGCAUUUGAGAUGGCAUGCUCGACGAUACGAUAUGGCGUCGGCGUCACCAGAGAGUUGGGUAUGGACAUGCAGAACAUGGGCACGAAAAAGGCAUGCUUGAUGACGGAUCCCAACCUGGUGAACUUGUUGCCCGUUAAAACUGCCAUGGACAGUCUCGCGAAAGCUGGGAUCCAAUUUGAGGUUUUCGACAGGGUACGCGUUGAGCCCACAGAGCAGAGUCUCCAAGACGCCAUCGAUUAUGCGAAGCGUGGGAAUUUUGAUGCUUUUAUAGCGGUCGGCGGUGGCUCGGUGAUGGACACCUGCAAGGCGGCAAAUCUUUACAGCUGCGAUCCACAGGCCGAGUUUCUGGAUUACGUGAACGCGCCUAUCGGCAAAGCAAAACCGGUCGUGGUGCCAUUGAAACCAUUGGUCGCUGUACCGACGACUUCCGGUACUGGAUCGGAAACCACAGGUGUCUCCAUCUUUGAUUAUCGACCUUUGAAAGCCAAAACCGGUAUCGCCAAUAGAGCUUUGAAACCCACUCUAGGCUUAAUUGAUCCGGAGCACACCUUGACAAUGCCAGAAAGGGUCUGCGCGUAUUCCGGUUUCGAUGUUCUCUGUCACGCCCUUGAAUCUUUCACUGCGAUACCGUACUCGGAGAGGACACCCUGUCCUACAAAUCCAAUUCUCAGGCCAGCUUAUCAGGGCAGCAAUCCUGUCAGCGAUGUAUGGUCGAAAUUUGCCCUUCAAACAAUGCGCAAAUAUUUCUCAAGAGCAGUUUACAACCAGGACGAUCUCGAAGCAAGAAGUAACAUGCAUCUUGCAAGUACUAUGGCGGGUGUUGGGUUUGGUAAUGCUGGUGUGCACCUGUGCCACGGGCUCUCUUACCCUAUUAGCGGAAACGUGCGAAGUUUUCAACCAGAGGGCUACACCAAAGAUCAUCCCAUAUUGCCACACGGUCUCUCGGUCGUUAUAUCAGCGCCUGCUGUGUUCUCCUUCACCGGAAGUGCAUGCCCGGAACGGCAUUUGGAGGCUGCCGAGCUGCUUGGCGCUGACAUCAACCGAGCAAAGAAGGAAGACGCUGGCAAAAUAUUGGCUGACACAGUGAAACAGUACAUGAACGAAAUGAAAAUCGAGAAUGGUCUGACAAAAUUAGGAUUUAAGAAAGACGACAUUCCAACACUGGUUCAGGGCACAUUGCCACAGCAUCGUAUAACAAAACUAGCGCCGAGAGAACAAUCCGAAGAAGAUAUCGCGCGGUUGUUCGAAAAUUCGUUCACGAUUUAUUAAGAACGCAUCCUCCGGAAACCGAUUAAAAGCCAGCAACAAAUAAAGAGUUAUUUUAUACCUCUGUA